AUGCGAGGGGAUGAUGCGCAAAGCACUAUUGACGCCUCACAGGGAAAACUACCAGCUUUAGGUUGGAACUCAUGGAAUGCAUUUGAAUGCAAUAUCGAUGCAGUCAAGAUAAUGACAGCAGCAAAUCAUAUGGUCAAUCUUGGACUAAAGGCUGUGGGCUAUGAAUACGUGAACAUCGAUGACUGUUGGAGUGUCAAAUACGCCCGCAACGCGAGCAACAAUCGCAUCAUUCCGAAUCCUACCAGAUUCCCAACCGGUAUCAUCGGAGUUGCUGAAGAAGUGCAUGCACUGGGGCUGAAAAUUGGUCUAUAUAGCAGCGCAGGUGAGUAUACUUGUGCUGGAUAUCCUGCUAGUCUGGGAUAUGAGAAAGUGGAUGCAGAGGCAUUUGCAGAAUGGGGAAUUGACUACCUCAAAUACGAUGACUGCGGAGUGCCCCCAGAGUGGCAAGAUGAAUAUAUCAGCUGUGUACCGGAUAGCGACGAGGAUCCCUCCAGUUGGAAUUUCCCGAAUGGCACUUGUCCUGAUCUAAUGAACCCUGCUCCUAAGGGAUACGACUGGACGAGGUCUAAGACCCACCAGCGUUAUAUUAACAUGCGAGACGCACUGUUGAAUGUUAACCGGACAAUCUUAUAUUCAUUAUGUGACAUGGGCCACGCCAAUGUGAACACCUGGGGAAAUUCGACCGGGAAUUCGUGGCGCAUCACUAACGACAUCCGACCGGAAUGGGUGCGGAUAGCAGAAAUUGCAAACGAAAACACAUUCCUGUUGGACUAUGUCGACUUCUGGGGUCACCCUGACCCUGACAUGUUGGAGGUUGGCAAUGGGAACCUUACACUGGCUGAGAACAGGGCUCACUUUGCUCUGUGGGCAGCUAUGAAGUCCCCUUUGCUAAUUGGAACGCCGCUCGAUACAAUAAAAUAUCACUAUCUGGAAAUUUUGAAGAAUGAAUAUCUACUGGCAUUUCAUCAAGACCCUAUUAUCGGGAGGCCUGCUCUUCCUUACAAAUGGGGUUACAAUCCGGAUUGGACGUUUGAUCCGGCUCAUCCAGCAGAAUACUGGUCUGGGGUGUCAACUACCCUAGAAGCCACUUUGGUGCUCAUGUUGAACUCCGAGGAAGGGCGCUCUUAUCGUACUGCCGUAUGGAGCGAGAUUCCCCAGCUCAAGAGCCAUGAUGCGUAUCAAGUUAUUGAUGCUUGGACUGGUAAGAGUUUGGGAUGUGUACAGAGUCAGUAUAGCGUCCAGCUGACGAGUCACGAUGUGGCGGUUCUGGUGGUGAAGGGGCGGUGUUAA
Penicillium salamii is the source of this 1290-nucleotide messenger RNA. The record is from the annotation of a GenBank genome assembly. NCBI's taxonomy places the organism in Eukaryota, Fungi, Ascomycota, Eurotiomycetes, Eurotiales, Aspergillaceae.